AUGACCCCGAGGCCUCCAAAAGCCGCGGUCCAGGAAUCAGUGACAUUCAGAGAUGUGGCUGUGAACUUCACCAAGGAAGAGUGGCACCACGUGGACCCUGCUCAAAGGACCUUGUACAGGGAUGUGAUGCUGGAGAACUAUAAUCACCUGGUUUCUCUUGCAGGAUAUCAAGUUUCCAAGCCAGAAGUGAUCUUCAAAUUGGAGCAGGGAGAAGAGCCAUGGAUAUCAGAGGGAGAAAACCAAAGACCUUUCUGUUCAGAUCAAGGAAUCUAUCCUGGGAAAAAACACCAUGAAUGUAGUGACUGUGGGAAAACCUUUCUCUGGAAGACACAGCUUACUGAGCACCAGAGAAUUCACACUGGGGAGAAACCAUUUGAAUGUAAUGUAUGUGGAAAGGCCUUCAGGCAUAGCUCAUCCCUCGGUCAACAUGAGAAUGCUCAUACUGGAGAGAAACCCUACCGGUGUAGUCUCUGUGGAAAAGCCUUCCAGCGCAGCUCCUCCCUUGUUCAACACCAGAGAAUCCACACUGGAGAGAAACCUUAUCGAUGUAAUUUGUGUGGGAGGUCCUUUAGGCAUGGCACAUCUCUCACACAGCAUGAAGUUACCCAUAGUGGAGAGAAACCUUUCCAGUGUAAGGAAUGUGGGAAAGCCUUUAGUCGCUGUUCUUCCCUUGUCCAGCAUGAGAGGACUCACACUGGAGAGAAACCUUUUGAAUGUAGAGAGAAACCCUAUCAUUGCAAUGUUUGUGGGAAAGCUUUCAAAAGGAGUACAAGUUUCAUAGAACAUCACAGAAUCCAUACUGGAGAAAAACCCUAUGAAUGUAACGAGUGUGGAGAAGCCUUUAGUCGACGCUCUUCACUUACUCAGCAUGAGAGAACCCACACAGGAGAGAAACCGUAUGAAUGUAUUGACUGUGGGAAAGCCUUUAGUCAAAGUUCAUCCCUUAUUCAGCAUGAAAGAACUCAUACUGGAGAAAAACCCUAUGAAUGUAAUGAAUGUGGGCGAGCUUUCCGAAAGAAAACCAACCUGCAUGACCAUCAGAGAAUUCAUACUGGUGAAAAGCCCUAUGAAUGUACUGAAUGUGGGAAAAACUUCAGUCGAAGCUCAGCUCUUACUAAACACCAGAGAAUUCAUGCUAGAAAUAAACUCCAAGAAAUUUGA
Elephantulus edwardii (Cape elephant shrew) is the source of this 1161-nucleotide messenger RNA. RefSeq names its product ZFP90 zinc finger protein (gene ZFP90). Lineage: Eukaryota; Metazoa; Chordata; Mammalia; Macroscelidea; Macroscelididae. The transcript has 5 exons. The coding region runs from base 1 to 1161 and encodes 386 amino acids. The record is from RefSeq and is a predicted model, not a curated record. Gene Ontology annotation, biological process: negative regulation of transcription by RNA polymerase II; positive regulation of DNA-templated transcription. Gene Ontology annotation, molecular function: DNA-binding transcription repressor activity, RNA polymerase II-specific.